This is a messenger RNA of Hypanus sabinus (Atlantic stingray), 6276 nucleotides long. Its product is annotated as zinc finger protein 850-like. The record is from RefSeq and is a predicted model, not a curated record. The transcript has 4 exons. Bases 467 to 2764 code for a protein of 765 amino acids. Lineage: Eukaryota; Metazoa; Chordata; Chondrichthyes; Myliobatiformes; Dasyatidae.
GUCCCCGAGUGUCACGCAUGCGCAUAGUACACUGAAGGCCUUGAAAAUGUCGGAUGGAGGUUAAAAAUGGCAAGGAAUUUGACUACGGGAAUCUCAAACACAACACAGCAGUUUUGCUGUCUCUGUCCAGAUAUUUAAGAAGUGGAGCGAGGGAUUCAAUCGACCAUCCUUCCUACUCAGACUGUGGGGAGGGAUUUAUUCGAUCAUCUGACCAACUGGCAUGACCGUUAGUUUACAUGGAGGGGAGCCCAUUCAUCUUCUCAGACAGUGGGAAUGAAUUCACUCGGUCAUCUCAACUGAAGGUACAUCAGCAAGUUCACACUGGGCAAGGCCAUUCACCUGUCCUGUGAGUGAGAAGGGAUUCAGUUGGUCUUCCCACCUGUGGACACACCAGUCAGUUCACCCUGGGCAGAGGCUGGUCAACUGCUGAAUUUGUGGGGAAGGAUUCACUCGGUCAUCUGACCUAAUGGCUCACCAGCGAGUUCACACUCGGGAGCGGCCAUUCACCUGCUCAGACUGUGGGAAAGGAUUCAUUUCAUCAUAUCAGUUACUGAGACACCAGUCAGUUCACACCGGAGUGUGGCUGUUCACCUGCUCAGACUGUGGGAAGCGAUUCACUGAAUUAUCUCGACUGAAGAUACAUCAGCGAGUUCACUCCGGAGAGAGGCCAUUCAACUGCUCAGACUGUGGGAAGGGAUUCGCUCAGUCAUCUCAACUGAAGGUACACCAAAGAAUUCACACUGGGGAGAAGCCGUUCACCUGUUCGGACUGUGGCAAGGCAUUCACUUCAUCAGCUCACUUACUGAGACACCAGUCAGUUCACACUGGGGAGAGGCCAUUCACCUGCUCAGACUGUGGGAAAGGAUUCACUUCGUCAUAUAAGUUACUGAAACACCAGUCAGUUCACACUGGAGAGUGGCCAUUCACCUGCUCAUACUGCGGGAAGGGAUUCUCCGAAUUACCUCAACUUAAGGUACAUCAGCGAGUUCACACCGGAGAGAGGCCAUUCACCUGCUCAGACUGUGGGAAGGGAUUUGCUUCGUCAUCCCAUCUGAAGAUACAUCAGCGAGUUCACACUGGAGAGAGGCCGUUCACCUGCUCAGACUGUGGGAAAGGAUUCACUCAGACAUCUCAACUGAAGGCACACCAGGGAGUUCACACCGGAGAGUGGGCAAUCACCUGCUCGGACUGUGGGAAGGGAUUUACUUGCUCAUCCCAUCUGAAGGUACAUCAGCGAGUUCACACUGGAGAGAGGCCGUUCACCUGCUCAGACUGUGGGAAAGGAUUCACUCAGACAUCUCAACUGAAGGCACACCAGGGAGUUCACACCGGAGAGUGGGCAAUCACCUGCUCGGACUGUGGAAAGGGAUUCACUUCGUCAUCCCAUCUGAAGAUACAUCAGCGAGUUCACACUGGUGAGAGGCCGUUCACCUGCUCAGACUGUGGGAAGGGAUUCAUUUCAUCAUCCCAUCUGAAGAUACAUCAGCGAGUUCACACUGGGGAGAGGCCGUUCACCUGCUCAGACUGUGGGAAGGGAUUCACUUCAUCAUCCCAUCUGAAGAUACAUCAGCGAGUUCACACUGGUGAGAGGCCGUUCACCUGCUCAGACUGUGGGAAGGGAUUCACUUCAUCAUCCCAUCUGAAGAUACAUCAGCGAGUUCACACUGGUGAGGGGCCGUUCACCUGCUCAGACUGUGGGAAAGGAUUCACUCAGUCAUCCAUCCUAAAGGCACACCAGCGACUUCACACUGGAGAGCGGCCAUUCACCUGCUCAGACUGUGGGAAGAGAUUCACUUGGUCAUUCCAAAUGAAGGCACAUCAGAGAGUUCACACUGGAGAGAGACCACUCACUUGCUCAGACUGUGGGAAGGGAUUCACUCAGUCAUCCGACCUACUCACACACCAGUCAGUUCACACUGGCGAAAGGCCAUUCACCUGCUCAGACUGUGGGAAGGGAUUCACUCGGUCAUCCCAACUGAAGGUACAUCAGCGAGUUCACACCGGAGAGAGGCCGUUCACCUGCUCAGACUGUGGGAAGGGAUUCACUCGGUCAUCCCAUCUGAAGGAACAUCAGCGAGUUCACACCGGAGAGAGGCCGUUCACCUGUUCAGACUGUGGGAAGGGAUUCACUUGCUUAUCCCAACUGAAGGUGCAUCAGCGAGUUCACACCGGGGAGAGGCCGUUCACCUGCUCGGACUGUGGGAAGGGAUUCACUCGGUCAUCCGACCUACUGGCACACCAACGAUUUCACACCGGGGAGCGGCCAUUCACCUGCUCAGACUGUGGGAAGGGAUUCACUCGGUCAUCCCAAAUGAAGGUACAUCAGAGAGUUCACACUGGAGAGAGGCCGUUCAUCUGCUCGGACUGUGGGAAAGGAUUCAUUUGCUCAUCCCAUCUGAAGGUACACCAGUCAGUUCACACUGGGGAGAGGCCGUUCACCUGCUCAGACUGUGGGAAGGGAUUCACCCGGUCAUCUCAGUUACUGAGACACCAGUCAGUUCACACUGGUGACUGGCUGUUCACCUGCUCAGACUGUGGGAAGGGAUUCACUGAAUCAUCCCAUCUGAAGGUACACCAGUCAGUUCACACUGGGGAGAGGCCGUUCACCUGCUCGGACUGUGGGAAGGGAUUCACUCGGUCAUCCGACCUACUGGCACACCAACGAUUUCACACCGGGGGGCGGCCAUUCACCUGCUCAGACUGUGGGAAGGGAUUCACUCGGUCAUCCGACCUACUAGCACACCAGCGAAUUCACACUGGGUAGAGGCUGAUCACCUGCUCAGACUUUGGGAAAAGAUUUUCUCAGCCAAAUCAACCAAGUGUGCAUCAUUGAGUUCUUACCGGGGAGUGUCCGUUCACCUGCUGUGAAUGUGAGAAGCUGGCCAAACCUGACUGGAAGGGGAAUCUGGUAGGAAUGACGAUGGAGCAGCAAUGGCUGGAGUUUCUGGGAGCAACUCGGGAGCUGAGUGAUAGACACAUCCCAAAGAAGUGGAAGCAUUGGAAAGGCAGGAGGACACAACUGUGGCUGAACUGAGAAGCCUAAGCCAACAUAAAAGCCAAAGAGAGGGCAAAUAAUAGAGCAAAAAACAUUGGGAAGCUUUUAGAAACCAACAGAAGGCAACUAAAGCAAGUCAGAUGAGCUCAGGGUGUGGAAGUAUGAUAUUGUAGUCAUUAAUGCAUCUUGGUAGCACCCAACAGCCUGAGGAAUUUAGAGGAACAAAAUAUCCGGGGCCACCAUAUCUCUUGAAAACCAAGGUUCCCUGCACCAGUUACCUUUCAACUUUUAUUUUGGUAGGCACAUACAAACUCUGCACCCUCAAAAUUUCACUUCUGAAGAACCCCCACUUACCAAGUACUCCUUUGCAGAAAACAGCCUGUCCCAGUCCACACUUUUCAAAUCCUUGCAAAUACCAUAAACAUUGAUGUUGCUCCAAUUUAGAAUCUCAAGAGAGGUCCAGACCUCUGUUUUUCCGUACUUACUUGGAAUCUCAUGGCAUUAUGAUCACUAGACACAAAGUGUUCCCAUUCACUAAUUUCUGUCACCAGCCCUGGAUCAGUUCCCAACAGCUUAUUGUACACUUCUACGCCGGAUGUUUUACGUACUGAUUAAGGAGCAUUUGACAAACUCUACCCCAUCUAGUCCUUUUACAGUAUGGGAGUCCCAGUCAAUAUAUGGAAAGUUAAAAUCACUUACUAUAUCAACUAUUGUUUCUUGGUAUAGUCUGUGAACUCUCUAAAAAUUUGUUCCUCUAGAUCCCUCAGACUGUUGGGUGCAACCAAUUCCCAGUAAUGCCCACGAUAUCACAAUUCCAUGCCCUGGGCUCAUCUGGCUUUCCUGCGAUGCUUCUUGCAUCAUGAUUUCCACAGCUCCAUGCAUUCAUCGCACCAGGCUGAAGCAUUUGAUUACUGACUCUAUCUGAGCUCUGAACAACAUCUGUCUGGUGUCAAGAAAGCAACCUGUCCCUCAAUGUCAGGAAAACAUCUGACGCUGAAUUUUGUGGUGAGGAUGCAGGAAAGGUUUUCUUCUGAUGACUCUCCAUGCAGGUCAUAUUUGUGCAGGUGUCACUGCACAGUAGAACAGUGCACCACCACUCCAGAGUCUGCUAAAUCUUCCUGAAUGUUUUUUACAGUCAAACAGGGGUUUUGAUUUGCCUUUCUAGCAAUCCUACGAGUAGUUCUCCCAAAAAGUUUUCUUGGUCUUCCAGACAUCAACUUGACCUCCACCAUUCCUGUUAAAUGCCAGUUCUUACUUACAUUAUGUUCUGAGGAAACGGCUACCUGAAAAUGCUUUGCUAUCUUCUUAGAGCCUUCUCCUGCUUUGUGGGCAUCAUUUAUUUUAACUUUCAGAGUGCUCAGCGGCUGCUUAGAAGAGCCCCUGGCUGCUGAUUGUUGGGACAAGGUUGGAGGAGUCAGGGUAUUUAUAAGGCUUUGCAAUUUGUACAGCCUGGCCUGUCCUAAUGAUGAUUGCAAACAAGCCAUAGCCCUAACAAGCUAAUUCAGAUCUGAGACCUCGGUAAAAUUUAACUGAGAGCUCAAAUCUCUUGGGGUGCCCGAACUUUUCCAUGGUGCUCCUUUCCCUUUUUUCUCCCACUCUAAAAUUGUACAAAACAGAAAUAAUACACUAAACUCCUGAUGAAGGGUUUCGGCCCGAAACGUUGUCACUACCUCCUCCCAUAGAUGCUGUCAGGCCUGCUGAGUUCUGCCAGCAUUUUGUGUUUUUAAUAAUACACUCAUCUUGCUUAAAAUGUUGAAUGUUUUGUCUUUAAUUUUCUGACUUUUGGAGACCAGUUCACCUUCUGCUCACUUAACUAUUCACAGUAACAGGAAGUUUGACCACUGGUGCCCAGCCGUUUGCAUACCACUGUAUGGGAUGGGGUGGAGAGUGCGGGGUGUGACGGGAGAAAGGGGGAGGAGAAGGAGGACUGACAGGGAGCGAAGAGGGAGAACGCGUGGGGUGAGUGGUAGAUUUAGACGAUGAGAAAGAGGGGAAGACAAUGUGGGAUACGGGAGACAGCAGGGAGUGUUUGAGAGAGGGGAGAGGGUGGGAUGUAGGGAGAGAGAGAGAGAGGUUGAGAGCUGGAAAUGGAGGUGGUUACAGAGUGGCGGAGGUGAGUGAGUGAGAGACAAGUUUGAUUGAGGUGCGUGAGAGAGGAGGAGAUGGAGAGGGGAAGACAGAGGGUAACUGAGAUUGAGAGUGGGAUGGCGGGUGAUAGGGGUAGGGACAGGGAUUGUGGAAUGGGAGAGAGAAUGGAACAGUAAGAGAAAUAGAUGGAGAGAUGGAGAGAAAGAGGGAGAGAGUGAGAGAAAUGAAAAGAGUCAUGACAGAGUGAGGAGAUGAAGAGAAACAAGAGAGAGGAGUAUGAUUUAUUACUUGAGGGGUAGAGAGAGUGGCAAAAAAGGAGAGCGCGAGGAAAGGGGUGAAAGAGUGGGAGACUGGUCAAGUAGCAGUGCAACAGGGAUAGGGAAAGAAGCGGGAGGGAGAGAGGCGGUGAGGAAGCAAGGAUGAUUGAGGGGGCGAUGAUAAGGAAGGGGUGAGGGAGAGAGGGAGCAAGAAGGAAGGGCUGGAGUAGAGGGCCCUAUGAGGAAGAGGAACUGUGAGGAGGGUGUGGUGAGGGAAAUGGGGUAAGUAGCUAGGGGUGAGUGAGAAAGGCAAGGAGAUUGGUGUGUAUGAUCUGAAUUGUUAGAUGAACUAUUUACUCAGUCCCCAGUUGCAGGGUCAUUAAUCACGUAUGUUCACAAGUCACGGAACAAAUCCACCAUGCGAUUACGGUUCCAUGCUGGGAAUUAUGAGUGUGAGGGCAGCUUGCUGUUCUCGGUGUCGGAUGUGGGAGGUCCUGGAGUCUCCUAGCCUCCCGGACGUUCAGAUUUGCGCCUGGUGUGUCGAGCUGCAGUUCCUCAGGGUCUGUGCCAGGGAACUGGAGCUGCAGCUCGAUGACCUUCGUCUGGUCAGGGAGAGUGAGGAGGUGAUAGAGAGGAGUUACAGGCAGGUGGUCACACCGGGGCCACGGGAGGCAGACAGGUGGGUCAUGGUUAGGAGGGGGAAGGGGAAGAGUCAGGUACUAGAGAGUACCCCAGUGGCUGUACCCCUUGACAAUUAAGUACUCCUGUUUGAAUACUGUUGCGGGGGUUGGGGGGGGUGAACAGCCUACCUGGGGGAAGCAACUGUGGCCGUGCCUCUGGCACAGAGUCCAGCCCUGUGGCUCAGAAGGGGAGGGAAAGGAAGAGGAAGGCAGUAGUAAUAGGGGACUCGAUAGUUAGGGAGUCAGACAAGCGAUU